Messenger RNA from Insectozyma verbasci, 939 nucleotides. The record is from the annotation of a GenBank genome assembly. NCBI's taxonomy places the organism in Eukaryota, Fungi, Ascomycota, Pichiomycetes, Serinales, Debaryomycetaceae.
AUGGAACGAUUACAAAGAUUAUUAGGUCAAGGUGCUGGUUUAGGUGGUGCUGCUCCACCUCAAAGUGAUGGUCCUGCAAUUGAUAAUUCAGAAACUGUAUAUAUAUCCUCAUUAGCUUUAUUGAAAAUGUUAAAACAUGGUAGGGCAGGUGUACCGAUGGAAGUUAUGGGUUUAAUGCUUGGAGAAUUUAUAGAUGAUUUUACUAUACAUGUACAUGAUGUAUUUGCAAUGCCUCAGUCAGGUACAGGUGUUUCAGUUGAAGCUGUUGAUGAUGUUUUUCAAACUAAAAUGAUGGAUAUGUUAAGACAAACUGGUAGAGAUCAAAUGGUUGUUGGUUGGUAUCAUUCACAUCCUGGUUUUGGAUGUUGGUUAUCAUCAGUUGAUGUAAAUACACAACAAAGUUUUGAACAAUUAAAUAAAAGAGCAGUUGCUGUUGUAAUAGAUCCAAUUCAAUCAGUUAAAGGUAAAGUUGUUAUAGAUGCUUUUCGAACAAUUGAUACUACUACAUUAAUGAUGGGUCAAGAACCAAGACAAUCUACAUCAAAUGUUGGUCAUUUAAACAAACCUUCAAUUCAAGCUUUAAUCCAUGGUUUAAAUCGUCAUUAUUAUUCAUUAAAUAUUGACUAUCAUAAAACUUCGUAUGAAACAAAUAUGCUUUUAAAUUUACAUAAGAAAAAUUGGCAAUCUGGAUUAAAAUUAAUUGAUUAUAAUGAAAAAGAAAUUAAGAAUUUAAAUAAUACUGAAAAAAUGGUCUCAAUAGCAAAAUUAUACAAUCAAAGAGUUGCUGAAGAAAAAGAAUUGACUGAAGAUCAAUUGAAAACAAGAUAUGUUGGUAAACAAGAUCCAAAGAAACAUUUAAGUGAUACUGCUGAAGGUUUAAUUGAUGAUAAUAUUAGUUCAUUAUUAACGGGUAAUAUUGAUUCAUUAGCUAUACAAUAA